GUGGUUGCUAUGGUAUCCCAGGUAGUUGCUAGGAUCUUAAUAGCUGGAUGCUUUGGAAUUUCAGGUGGUUGCUAAGGUGUUGCUAAGUUAUCCCAGGUGGUUGCUAGGAGGUUGCUAAGUGGUAUCUAAGGUGUUGUUAGGUCAAUGUUAUGGGGUUGCUGGGUGGUUGCUAUGGUAUCCCAGGUGGUUGCCGAACACUUACUACGUUGUUAUGGAAUUACAGGUGGUUGCUAGGGUGUUGUCCCGGCUGGUUGCUAGAAGGUUGAUAGGUGUUUGCUAUGGUAUUCCAGGUAGUGUUAUUUAGUGGUAUCUAAGGUGUUGUUAGGGCAGUGCUAGGUUGUUGAUAGAUGAUUGCUGUGAUAUUCCAGGUGGUUGCUAGGGUGUUGCAAGGUGGUUUCUAAGGUGUUGUUAGGGCAGUGCUACUGGGUUGUUGAGUUGUUGCUAUUGUAUCCCAGGUGGCUGCCGAGCACUUACUAAGUGGUUAAGGAAUUACGGGUUGUUGCUAAGGUGUUGCUAAGCAUUUGCUAUGUUAUCCCCUGGUAGUUGCUAGGGUGUUGCUAGGUGGUUGCUAUGGUAUUCCAGGUAUUUGUCCGUCUCUGAGCCUGGGGGUGUGUGUGAGAGAGUUUGUGUGUGUGUGUAUGUGUGUGUGUGUGCAUGCAUGUGUCACACACACUCAGCUCACACGCUAAGGUCGAGCACGAGCCGGUCUUCCUCCCACGCUGAGAAUAAGACGUAAUGAAGCAGGAGCUUUGAACUGAAACGAGUCUCCCUCUGUCUCGAACACGCUCUUUCCCUCUGUUAACACUGUACAUCCAUUCUUUCCUCCUGCUCUUUCUGCGCUGCGUUUGGAACACGGCCGAAAAGACGACGCGGCCAGCGUGAUGAUUGUUGGAAAGCUUGAAGGAUUUGGUAUGGAUUUACUGUAAGCCGGGAGACGUGAUGUUGGACGUGGGUGUGUGUUGGACGGGAAUUGAACCGACUCUUCAGCACUCGUUGAUGUGAUGUGUUCUGACACCGGGCUUUAAGCGAGCAGGUCCAGGCGUCAGAGCAGACGAAUCUUCAGGGAAGAACGUUGAGCUUGUCUUCAGCCAGAAAUAUUUAAAUAAAAGGAAUUUCGUGUUUGCGAUGUUGGCACCUCUGUAGAAAGUGUCAUGAUUCAUAGAACAUCCACCUGAGACUGAGACGACUGCCUGAAACUCUGUCGCUGUAUCAGAUCGGAUCAGAUCUGGAAUACUUUUUACAAAUCCGAGGGUUUUUGGAAGGAUUUCACUCACAGUAGUACUAGGAGGGAUGAGGGUGGGGGUUGGGGGGGCAGGGGUGGUACACUGGGGUGGCCAAUCAAAUUUCAGUGCUUCCAUUGGCUCCUCUGGUUUGCCCUGUAGAACUGCUCCUGCGUGAGGAUGCAGUGUUUUAUCGUCAUCCGCUUUGGACAAAAUUGAUGCUGCGAGAUGUUCCAUAUCGAUUCUAAAAUACUGCUGCUCAACUAUAAAGCCCUAAACGGCCAAGCUCCUUCAUAUUGAACCAAUCUUCUCUCACGUUAGAAUCCUUCACGCUCUUUAAGGACGCAAAAAACAUGACUUUAUUCCACUCCUCCAUUCAACUCGGACAGUUCCUCAACCUCAGCUACAUCACUCGAGAUGAUAAUCGGUCUCAACCACACACCCUGUGGCACCAACAUGCACAAUCAGUUAAUACUUUCAAAAUGCUUGUUUGUUCUUUUCUGAAGGCCCCAGCACAGAUCCACAGCAUGUGUGUGGAGAGCUAUUUUGAUCAUCGGCUCAAUAAAUAAAAGAACAGUUCUUUUAUAAAAUUUUCAGCAGUUUUUACAGAAGUAUGGUAGAAGGAUGCUUUUAUACUGGAGCUCAGUGAGGCAGAGUUGAGGUCGGGGCGACUGGAGCAAAGCACUCAUGACACAAAGCCCUGAGCAGUGUGAAUUUUCUUCACACCUGUGUUCAUGUCGGAGUUCGUAUCUGUUCUAGGUCUGGGUGAUUUGACCAAAAUAACAUAGCAGAGAUAUUUCUGCAGCACAGCACAGUGUUUGAUGAUACUGUAGGCAUACAUUCAUAAUCUGUUAUAAUGCAUUCAUAAAUGAUUGUACACUGAUUGAACACUGGACUGUGUGGAAGGUGUGCUGUGGUGUCUGGGACCAAGACGUCAGCAGCAGAUCCUUUAAGUCCUGUAAGAUGUGAGGUUGGGACUCCGUGGAUCGGACUUGUUUGUCCGGGACGUCCCACAGACGCUGGAUCGGAUCGAGAUCUGGGGAAUUCGGAGGUCGAGUCAACACCUUGAACUCUUUGUCGUGUUCCUCAAACCGUUCCUGAACAGUGUGUGCGUUGUGUCAGGGAGCGUUAUCCUGCUGAAAGAGGACACUGAUAUUAGGGAACACCGUGGCCAUGAAGAGGUGUACUCGGUCUGCGACAGUGUUUAGGUAGGUGCUACGUGUCAAAGUAACAUCCACAUGAAUGCAGGACCCGAGGUUUCCCAGCAGAACAUUGCCCAGAGCAUCACACUGCCUCCACCAGCUCGCCUUCUUCACAUAGUGCAUCCUGGUGCCAUCUCUAUCACAGGUAAGCGACACACACACACACACACACACACACACCCGGCCUACACAUGAUGUAAAAGAAAACCUGAUUCAUCAGACCAGACCACCUUCUUCCAUCGCUCCAUGGUCCGGGCUUUCGGUGGUGGACAGGAGGUCAGUAUGGGUGUUCUGGCUUUACACUUCCCAGCAGUGUGCAUAGCGCAUUAUUAGGUCUAGAUUCUUUCAGAAGUGGUAAAGCUGUGUUCUGUGAUUUCCUGAUAAUCUAAGCACAAUAACAUAAUACAUAAUAACGAUAGCCAUAAAGUGUAACGCAGUGUUGUAAACGAUUAUACUGUGAUGAUGUGUAGAAUUCCUGACGACUGCAUUAUUACCGGAUAUGAAUGUGUUUAUAGUUCAUUAUAAAUCUGACCUUCAUAGAAAGUGUUGUUUUAUUACAAAAUGGAACAUCAAGUACGCUGUUUCUCAGCACUGUGUAAUUAUUUUGAAGAAAUGUAAAACAAAAAAACAAACACAAUUAUACCAAGAUAUCACGAUAUGGGCGAUGCCUCAGAAACGUGUAUCGUGCCAUAGUUUAUCACAAUAUCAGUAUUAUAUCAUCGCAUUGCUCUGCCCUUAUCUGUUCAUCCUGAAUAAUGGAUUCAUUUCCUAUUAUACACUGAAUUUAUUAUUUAUUAUAUACUUCCACUCCUGUGAGUAUUAAAGGCAACUGCAGUCCUCUUCUCUCUCUCUCUCUCACUCACUCUCUCUCUCUUCUCUCUCUCUCUCUCACUCACUCUCUCUCUCUUCUCUCUCUCUCUCUCACUGUCUCAGUGUCCCUCUCUCUCUCACUGUCUCUCUCACUGUCUCUCUCUCACUGUCUCUCUCACUCUCUCUCAUUCUCACUGUCUCUCUCUCACUCUCACUGUCUCUCUCUCUCACUCUCUCUCUCACUGUCUCUCUCUCUCACUCUCUCUCUCACUGUCUCUCUCUCUCUUCUCUCUCUCUCUCUUUCUCUCUCACUCUCUCUCUCUCACUGUCUCUCUCUCUCUCUUUCUCUCUCUCUCUCUCUCUUUCUCUCUCACUCUCUCACUGUCUCUCACUCUCUCACUUCUCUCCCUCUCUCUAACUCUCUGUCUUUGUCUCUCUCUCUCUCUCUCUCUCUCUCUCUCUCUCUCUCUCCCCCUCUCUCCAUUCCCAUUUUAUUUGCUCCGUAUGUGCUUCUUUUUAACUCCUUCUGAGAAAAUAAAGGAAGGAAGGCUCUGAGACAGAUGGGUUAGGGUUACAGCCUGGUUUCUCCAAGUCUGUAUGUUUCAUUUCUCUCUCUGUCUAUCUCUUGUCUUACUUUUUGUUAAAACCUCAUUCCUUUUCUCUCGUCAUCCAUCUCUAAUUGUCUUUUUAUGCCACAUGUCUUCUCUGAGGAGAGCAAAGGUUAAACACUUUUACCUUUCCAACUCUUUCCCCAAAAAAAAAAAAAAAAAUACCCUUCAGCUUCGACCACCUGCUUUAAAGUGCUUUACUCCGUGCGGUCUCUUCUUACAUUUAUAAUAUCCUUUUUUUCAGUCCCUCCCUCUUUUUCUCUGUCUCUAUGUCUCUCUCUCUCUUUUGCUCUAUCCCUCUCAAGGUCCUCUUGGCUCACUAGUUUUCAUUGAGGAUCUCGAGAAGUCUGAAAACUUUCUCUCUCACUCAGAGAUUUUCGAGAGAGAGAGAGAGAGAGAGAGAGAGACGAGAGGAAAGAAGACAGAAAAGAGAGGAAAAAAACAUAAAAGGUGAGAAGAAGGGAAAAGAGGACAGAAAAGGAGAGACAAGGAGAGAAGAUGAUGGUGUCCUUCCUCUCCAUUGUACCAGGACAUCCUACUCUCUUCGCUCUCUCGCUGCUUGGCAUUGUGGGAUUGUUUGUGGAGGUCUCUGGGGGAUUCCCGCAUGAAGAUGAGGAUUAUUACAUGCAGGAGUUCUUGAGCAGGGAACAUUAUUACCGCGUUCCUGUCCUGGAGGAGAGCUCAGUGGAAGGUCAUGAACUUUCCACACCACCCGUCCACAACAAGCCCAAAACCUCGGGGAAACCAGCUGGAGGAAAGACAAAGUCAGUGAAAUCUUCAAACAAGAAAGCUGACAAGACUGCUAACAGCAUCAGUGAAGCAGACGGACAUUACCGUUCCGAGAGCGUGGAUUGCCCUCCUCUCGGCCUCGAGACUCUGAAAAUCGAUGACUUCCAGCUUCACGCCUCCAGCAUGCAGCGGUACGGUCUGGGAGCUCACCGAGGACGACUCAACAUCCAGGCCGGUCUGUACGAGGACGAUCUGUACGACGGCGCGUGGUGUGCAGGAAGGAACGACCCUCUGCAGUGGUUCGAGGUCGACGCCCGGAGACUCACCAAAUUCACCGGAGUCAUAACACAGGGCAGGAGCUCACACUGGUCGAGUGAUUGGGUGACGUUGUACCGAGUUUUGGUCAGCAAUGAUUCACACACCUGGGUCACACUGAAGAACGGCUCUAGAGACCUGCUGUUCAUUGGCAAUAAGGAGAAGGAGAUCCCGGUGCUGAACAAAUUCCCCAGGCCUGUGGUGGCGCGCUACAUCCGGAUCAACCCGCGCUCCUGGCACAAACACGGCAGCAUCUGUAUGAGGGCGGAGAUACUGGGGUGUCCCUUACCAGAUCCUAAUAAUUACUACCACCGCCGCAACGAAAUCACCACCACAGACAAGCUGGACUUCAGACACCACAACUACAAGGAGAUGAGGCAGUUAAUGAAGGUGGUGAAUGAGAUGUGCCCGAAUAUAACUCGCAUUUAUAACAUCGGGAAGAGCUACAACGGGCAGAAACUCUACGCUAUAGAGAUAACAGAUCAUCCAGGAGAACAUGAGCUGGGUGAGCCGGAGUUUCGCUACACAGCGGGUUCCCAUGGUAACGAGGUGCUGGGGCGUGAACUCCUCCUCCUGUUAAUGCAGUUCUUAUGCGUGGAGUAUCGCUCCGGUAACCAACGGAUACGACACCUGGUUCACGAGACGCGGAUCCAUCUACUGCCGUCGGUCAACCCAGAUGGAUACGACAAGGCCGCAGAGGCUGGCUCCGAGCUGAGCGGAUGGUCUUUGGGUCGAUGGAGUCAGGAUGGCAUGGACAUCCACCAUAACUUCCCUGACCUGAACAAAAUUCUGUGGGAAGCCGAGUCUCGGAAAUGGGUCCCACGCAAGUUCCACAACCACCACGUACCCAUUCCUGAGUGGUACCUGUCCAAAAACGCCACGGUUGCCGUGGAGACGCGGGCGCUGCUGGGAUGGAUGGACAAGAUCCCGUUCGUCUUAGGGGGCAAUCUUCAAGGCGGCGAGCUGGUAGUGACCUUCCCUUACGACCGGACUCGGCUCUCUGGAGUUUUGAAGGGGGCCACGCCCACUCCAGACGACCCGGUGUUCCGCUGGCUGGCGUUCUCAUACGCCUCCACACACCGGCUGAUGACAGCCCCGAUGCGCAGGGUGUGUCACACACACGACUUCACCAAAGAGGACGGCACCAUCAACGGGGCGUCCUGGCACACGGCCGCAGGAAGUAUGAAUGAUUUCAGCUACCUCCACACCAACUGCUUCGAGCUGUCCAUGUACGUGGGCUGUGACAAGUUUCCUCACGAGAGCGAGCUGCCCGAGGAGUGGGAGAACAACCGCGAGUCUCUGCUCGUGUUUAUGGAGCAGGUUCAUCGGGGUAUCAAGGGCGUGGUGAGGGACCUGCAGGGGAAAGGCGUCGCCAAUGCCAUAGUCAGUGUGGAGGGCAUCAACCACGACGUCCGCACUGCCGCUGAUGGAGAUUACUGGCGUCUGCUGAACCCGGGCGAGUACAGCGUGACGGUGCGAGCAGAAGGCUACAGCCUCGCCCGUAAAGCGUGCGAAGUCGGCUACGACAUGGGAGCCACGCAGUGCGACUUCAAGCUCGCUCGCUCCAACCUGUCACGCAUCAAAGAAAUCAUGGCCAAGUUCAACAAGCAGCCGAUCAACAUGAGACGACCUCAACAGAGACGCCCGGGGACAUAGAGGACGCUGCGGGAAGGACUGGAAGGGAAACCGGGCGCGUGAUGGACAUUCUGGACUGAUUUAGACUGUCUGACGGUGUAAAAUUAAAAUAAAAAAGAUAUCAUGUAAUCAGAUAGAGAACCGGGUGAAGGACAGAGGAUACGCAUGAGCCGCUUGGUUCUGUAGAGAAGAGAGUUUUGGUUAUUUAAGGCUGUAAAUGCGACAGAACGAGCAAAGCAUCCAUUUUAUAAUGGCGUAAGUGUUCUAUUCAGAAUUAAUAUAAUUACAGAGUGCAUGAGCAGAGAUAUUAGAGAAUUAUAAACACCAAAACUGGCAUGGAAAUAAAACUCAGUUUAAAGCA
Ictalurus furcatus (blue catfish) is the source of this 6880-nucleotide messenger RNA. RefSeq names its product carboxypeptidase X (M14 family), member 2 (gene cpxm2). The record is from RefSeq and is a predicted model, not a curated record. NCBI's taxonomy places the organism in Eukaryota, Metazoa, Chordata, Actinopteri, Siluriformes, Ictaluridae. Gene Ontology annotation, molecular function: metallocarboxypeptidase activity; zinc ion binding. The transcript is spliced from 17 exons. Bases 4339 to 6540 code for a protein of 733 amino acids. Gene Ontology annotation, biological process: proteolysis.